Molecule: messenger RNA, 1341 nt
Organism: Amphiprion ocellaris (clown anemonefish)
Lineage: Eukaryota; Metazoa; Chordata; Actinopteri; Pomacentridae
Gene: dbx2
Product: developing brain homeobox 2
Exons: 4
Coding region: 96-827 (243 amino acids)
Biological process (GO): regulation of transcription by RNA polymerase II
Molecular function (GO): DNA binding; DNA-binding transcription factor activity, RNA polymerase II-specific
Source: RefSeq, a predicted model, not a curated record
UGGUCACUCAAGAGGGGAUUAAAGGAGAAUUUAGUGUCACUGAGCUGUGACUGCUGAAGAGGGAACUCAAGUGUUCGGGUCACUGUGUGAACAGGAUGGUUUCAGUUCAGAGCUGUACCAGAAGGAAUAUGGCAGGCUUUCCUCCCGCUUUACCGGGCUUUGGGAGCUCAGGAAAGAGUUUUCUUAUCGACAAUCUGCUGCAGACACCUUCAGCCCGUCCAGAGGGGACGACGAGUGGACACCUGAGACGAGCAGCAUGUGAACGUCCGAGGAGAAGCUGGGGCCCUGAGCAUGGAGCCUAUCACAGCCAGACCAACAGUCCCCAGCAGGUCAAAGACUUACGAGGACCGCUUCUUCCACACUCAGGUGUGCUGAGCAGUGUUUUCCUGCGCAGCCCGCAGUAUCUGUUGGCAUGCUGCGGUGGGUCCAGCCCCCCUCCUGUCUUCUCCAAGGGUGCCAAUAUUCAAAUGUGGUCUGCUAAUAUAAGUCCUAAAUCACGAAGAGGAAUCCUUAGGAGGGCUGUGUUCUCUGAAGAACAGAGGAAGGAGCUGGAGAGAACCUUUCGGAGACAGAAGUACAUCAGCAAGACGGACAGAAACAAACUGGCAGCAGAUCUGAGUCUCAAGGAGUCACAGGUAAAGAUCUGGUUCCAGAACCGUCGAAUGAAGUGGAGAAACUGUAGGGAGAAGGAGGUUCAUAACAUUCGCUCCCCAAUGGAUGAGCUCAUGGCCCGAGGUCUCGCUCAGGAAGAGGAAGAACCAUCACAAAAUCACACUAAUGCAAAAACAGAGAGAUCGCCAGCACAGAAGAGUACUAGGGACACAUGAGAGGCCAAUAUAGGUGGAUAGUAAAAGUGACUUUCUUAGAUCCCUAAAACCCUCUAAAAAGACUGCAAUACUGGAGGGAUGUUAGACAAAUAUGGAUGGAAUACACUGUCUGUGAAGACUAACACUGAUAAUAUUAACUUUUCCUUCAAUGCAUGUCACGUUUUGUUACAUCAUGAAUGUAAAUAGGCUCAACUGCUUGGUCAGUUAUUAUCUUAUUGCAUUUCACAGGCUCCAGUAAGCAAUUUCACGGUUACUACACUGACAAGUAUUUCCAGGAAAAAUUCUGCACUCUUCAGUUGUAAUUGCAAUCACUUAAAGGCCCAAAUGAGUCACUCCAUUUACUUCCAUUUGCAUAUCAAACUUUUUUUUAUAUUUCAUGUUUCGGUGAGCUUUACACUAAUACUCCGUUUAUAAUCCUUUUGGAAGUCAUAUUUCACUGGCUAUACUUUGUAAAUAUUUCUUUUUCAUGAUCUUGAAUGAAAAUAUUAACUGUAAAUAAAGUGUUUUAAUAAAU